AUGAUUAUUACUGAACUAUCUGCUUAUUUAAUAAUAAUUAUUUGUGGAUUCAAAAUGGUUAGAUAUGUCAAUUUAAACACUAAUUUUGAUGGAGAUUUAAAGAGAUUGAAUAAACUCUUGACAAAAGUUUUGAUUCUUUUGGCAGUCGUACCAUUUGUUAAUCAAGCUGGCCUUCUAUUUCUUAUGAUUAGUUCAAAAACAACAAAUAAUGCAACAAACAUUAUCCGAAUAUUAAUUUUUAUCUCUCUUCAUUUUAUACCCGUAUUUAACCCAAUUAUUUGUAUUUUAACAAACACUCCAUAUCGAAAUGCUGUUUUAAAUCGUGCACAAAUACAUCCACAAUAA
Molecule: messenger RNA, 345 nt
Organism: Meloidogyne enterolobii
Lineage: Eukaryota; Metazoa; Nematoda; Chromadorea; Rhabditida; Meloidogynidae
Source: the annotation of a GenBank genome assembly